CAGCAGCAGCAUCGCGCGCAAAGGAAAGAGGCUCGCUCGGCACCACCCCCCCUCACCGCAGACCCCACCCAGAGAGAGAGAGAGAGCAAGCGCGGGCCGCAGCACUCCACCAUGACGCACAAGCAGGACCACCCCGCUGCACCACCCGCUCAAAAGCGCAUCAAGCUGCACCAUGUCCACCCUCCCCUGACCGAAGCAGCCCACGCCGGCGGCGACAACAGCGAUGGCGGUAGCGACAGCAGCAGCAGCAGCAGCGCGAUGCCGCACGUGCGCCCGCUCGGCAACGCACUUGGUCUGCCGUCCGCGCAGACGAGCGGCGUGCGCACCCGUGGGCUUGGGCGCUUGGCCGGCUGUAGCGACGAGCUACUUCUCGAAACACUCCUCCCGCGCAUCGCCCGGGCUUAUGCGUGCGCCUGCGCGCUCGACAGCCGCGCCGCAGCGGCCAAUGUCGGUGACGAC
Tilletiaria anomala UBC 951 is the source of this 459-nucleotide messenger RNA. RefSeq lists its product as uncharacterized. The transcript has a single exon. The record is from RefSeq and is a predicted model, not a curated record. The annotation marks the transcript as partial. NCBI's taxonomy places the organism in Eukaryota, Fungi, Basidiomycota, Exobasidiomycetes, Georgefischeriales, Tilletiariaceae.